CACCCUUGUGGCCCCGCCUGCGCCGGUGUGGCCGCCUCUUCCAACCUCAGCUCGACCUCCGCCCUCUUGGCCCCGCCUCCCGCGGCCCCCGGUGGACCUGGGCGGUCGCCCGCCUCCGCUAUGGCCGCGCCGGUGACGCGGCAGGUCAGCGGCUGCGCAGGUCGGGUCCUGAGCCCGAGCUCGGACACAGCACGCGGGCAGCCACUCGCAGAUGCCGUAGCGGAGCUGCCGGUGUUGGACGCGUCCGGGAGACGGGUGACGUUCGGCGCGCUGUUCCGGGAGCGGCGGGCCGUGGUGGUGUUCGUGAGGCAUUUUUUGUGUUACGUCUGUAAAGAAUACGUCGAGGAUCUGGCCAAAAUCCCCAAGAGCUUCCUCCAAGAAGCAGAUGUAACCCUCAUAGUGAUUGGACAGUCAUCAUACCAUCAUAUUGAGCCUUUCUGCAAACUAACUGGAUAUUCUCAUGAAAUCUAUGUUGAUCCUGAGAGAGAAAUUUAUAAAAGAUUGGGAAUGAAAAGAGGUGAAGAAAUUUCUUCCUCAGGACAGAGCCCCCACAUAAAGUCCAGCCUGCUCUCAGGAAGCCUUCAGAGCCUGUGGCGAGCAGUCACUGGCCCGCUUUUUGACUUCCAAGGAGACCCAGCUCAGCAAGGUGGAACCCUCAUUUUAGGUCCAGGUAACAGCAUCCACUUUGUGCAUCGAGACAGGAAUAGGUUGGAUCACAAACCCAUAAACUCUGUUUUACAGCUUGUGGGAGUUCAGCCUGUGAACUUCAUGAGCAGACCUACAGUUAUCCAUGUGUGACUUCACGUGGGAUCUUCCACUUGUGAAUGGGCCCUUGAAACGUGAACCAAAAUGCCAGGCAUCAUAGCUUUAUGAGGUUAUGAAAACACAAAGCUCAUGUGCCUAUAGAACUCUAUGCUGAGAGGCAUCAGUUGUCAAACAUGGGAUAGUAAUUUUGAAUUUUAUAGCUUCUAUAAUUAUCCAUUCAAUAAAAUAUUUUUGGCAACUAAAAUAUUAGAAGGAGGACUGGAAAGAUUGUUCAGUGGUUAAGAGCACUUGCUUCUCUUACAGAAGACCCAGGU
Onychomys torridus (southern grasshopper mouse) is the source of this 1079-nucleotide messenger RNA. RefSeq names its product peroxiredoxin like 2C (gene Prxl2c). The transcript is spliced from 6 exons. The record is from RefSeq and is a predicted model, not a curated record. NCBI's taxonomy places the organism in Eukaryota, Metazoa, Chordata, Mammalia, Rodentia, Cricetidae. Bases 121 to 798 code for a protein of 225 amino acids.